Podarcis raffonei (Aeolian wall lizard) is the source of this 2203-nucleotide messenger RNA. Its product is annotated as granulocyte-macrophage colony-stimulating factor receptor subunit alpha-like. The record is from RefSeq and is a predicted model, not a curated record. Bases 558 to 1493 code for a protein of 311 amino acids. Gene Ontology annotation, cellular component: external side of plasma membrane; membrane. Gene Ontology annotation, molecular function: protein binding; cytokine receptor activity. NCBI's taxonomy places the organism in Eukaryota, Metazoa, Chordata, Lepidosauria, Squamata, Lacertidae. The transcript is spliced from 11 exons. Gene Ontology annotation, biological process: cytokine-mediated signaling pathway; immunoglobulin mediated immune response.
AACACCAGGAGGUCUCUUAUGUCCAGAAACCCUUGGUGAACCCUGCCCAUACACCGAGUUUGGAGUUUUUAUUAUCAUAUCAUUUAUGAACAAAAGCUUUUGACAAUGAUCUCUUUAGGAGAUAUAUUUGUUCAGUGGGCCUGUACAUGGUGAAUUCUUCUUCAGGCAGUAUCAAGAAUAUAAGGAAGACACCAGAAAGGCCUUCAAGAGUAAGAGAAAGCAUCCCACUACUUUGUUCUUUCUUAUUCACUUACUGUAAAUUGGAAGUGAAAGAAGGAAGUUCAUUAUGCAAUGCUCCUUAUGAAAGCAACUUAUAUAUCCUUGCGUUCUCUCUGCACUGCCACAACUUCUCUUCACUACAAUCUUAUUGAGCCUGUAAGAAGAGACGUACUUGAUGAUGAAAGAUCAACAGAUGGACAAGUAGGGAACUUUCAUACCUGGAAGGAAAAGGAACUGGAUUGCUAUCAAGAUUAGAAAAAGAAAAGAACUGACAAACAAAAAGCUGGAAAAAUACAGGAUUUAUUGCUGUGUAUUUAUAUAAAAAACGAAAAAUCAGUAUGGUGCCCAAUAUAGGAUUUGCUCACACGACUUGCCUCACAGUGUUCUGCUCUGUUUUCUUCAUUACUUUUGCGAAUAAUCAGGGACGAAACGGGACAUCAGCUGAAAAUUUAUCCUGCAUCAUUUACACAGUUCGUGUUACCUCAAUGAAUUGCACUUGGGAUACUGGCAGGAAUGUUCCUAAAGAUGUCCAGUAUUUUCUAUACUUGAUAUAUCACGAAAACGAUGGAGAAGAGACAGAAUGCCCCCAGUACAAAAAUAAUAAACUUGGAAGACAUGUUGGGUGCCAUUUUCCUAAUAUAACAGUUCCUGAGAAUCAUAUUACCCUCAGAGUGAAUGGAUCGAGCGAAGAAUCACUGGUUCAGCCUUUGGAUCAGCAAUUCUGGCCUUUCGAUCAUGAAAAACUUACUCCACCAGAAGAUAUCACUUGGAAUUGUCAUGAACAGCCGUGGGGGUGCAAAGUACAAUGGAAACCCCCUCCCUGUGCCUUUAAAGAUAACGCAGACUAUUGCUUUAAGUACGAAAUAAGGGAUGAAAUCAGAGGCCAAAUUUCAACAUUAACAACAGGACAAACCCACCAAAAUUACACGGUACGUGGGAAAUACUCAUUGAGGCUCCGUGCAGCUGGACAGUAUUGUCCCAUUGGGACACAGUGGAGUGACUGGAGUAAACCAAUUGUGUUUGGUAUCGACCCCAAUCCAUUUCCUACAGAAUUAUUAAUAUUUGUAGUACUUGGGACCGUCAUAACAAUCUUGCUCCUGAUUUUGAUCUGGAAAAGAUUCCACAUAUGGAGAUGCCUAACUUUUCCAGUUCCACAACCAAAAGAUGUUCUUUGGCAAUAUGAGAAUGUGAAAACAUGGGUGGACCUGAUGCCAGCAGAUGAUGAAAAAAUAACAGUGGUUGAAGAAAUGAAUUGCGAACUGCAAAAACAAUGAGAUUUUCACUAGCCAGCUGCUACCCCAAAUAAAUUAGGGAAAUGCUAUUAUUUUGGUGCUUCCUUUCGUCUCAGCUGCAAAUGCAUGUAUACAAGUACAAAAGCUGCUACUCAAGCACACUGGAAGACAAUGCCAGGGAUAGGUUUCCUAUGCAAGUAACAGCUAGAGAAAGAAGCUUGUGCUUGUGUAUGUGUAUAUAUAUAUAUCCAACUGUAGGGGCCAACACAGAAAUCAAGUCAGGUGUCAUUUUGCUACACAAGGAAGUGGCAAUGACGACAGCAAGGAACAUGCAGCUGAACUAUCUACACAAAAUUUCCAUCCCCUAAAAUAUAAAGGGUUACAGAUUGGGUGCACUAAAUUCAGAAGGGUUGGGGGACUUAACUGUUUGGGAAACACUACUCUAAAGGACAGGCGCUACUGUAAUGUUUGUAGUCUUAUCUUUGCCAUGCUUCAUCGAAAUCAAGAACUCAACAUUUUCUUAAGAUGCCCACUGCUCCAAUAAAUGAGCCUUAUUGGCCAAGGCUUUUUGACAACAAGCCUGUUAAGACACUCAGUUGAUUAGCUAAUCUUACAUUUUGCUGAUUUUUAUUGCCAGCCAAGCUUUAAGUGAUCAUUAUUGUGAUACUUCCACAUUCAUGUGUUGUGAUUUUAAGUUUUAGUGUACUGAUGUCUUGUGCCCUGCACUGAGAUUUUACAAAUAUUAGCGUUUU